Messenger RNA from Alnus glutinosa, 1612 nucleotides. RefSeq lists its product as uncharacterized. NCBI's taxonomy places the organism in Eukaryota, Viridiplantae, Streptophyta, Magnoliopsida, Fagales, Betulaceae. The record is from RefSeq and is a predicted model, not a curated record. The transcript is spliced from 2 exons. Bases 241 to 474 code for a protein of 77 amino acids.
UGUAGAAUAGGUGAUUGACUAGGGUUUGACUGAGAUGGGUGAUCGAUUAGGCCCGAUUAGGCUAGGUCGCUGACUCGCUGUCCUUCCAAAGAGAUGCGGGAUUGACCACGGGUCUCCAUCGUAUAUAUAUCAUUCACUCAAAAUUCUAAAAGGCCUCCGUAUAGUAAACGAGGAUAAAGAGUGCAGAGAGCACUCAAUCACAAAGACGAUCUGUUUGGCAGAAAAGAAAGGAAAAUAAUUAUGGGGGCGGAAGCAGAAGAGCGGGAAAAGCAGGGAACUGAGAAGCCAAGUCCCAAUUCCAUCACGGAGGCUCAGUUUCUCUCUUGGAAGCGACAGAAGGAUGCGGAUGCAUCAGCUAGAAAAGCUGAAGCAACAAGGAAACGUGCAGAGGAUAUCGCUGCUGGAACAGUCCAAAUGAAUGGGCGGGAGCUGUUUCUGCAUGAGCCUUGGGUUUUUGAUGACGCUCAUUAUUGAGAUUGGUCUUAAUGAAGGAUUACAUAUGAUACUUUGUGUAUUUAAAUAAAGGCUUACUCCUUUGAAGAAAUUGUUAUAAUAAGGAUUACAUUUGAAAUUCAGCUAUAUGGUCCUGAUAUCUCUUACUUGGGAUGUAUGGUGAUUCAAACCCAAUUCAAGACAUAAGGUUUUCAACCUCUUCUGAUAUCUCACAUCCGCUUACAUCCAGUUAUUUUUAUAACUGGACAUCUCUAGUUAAAGAUUUGGAUGGUCAAAUUUUAAUAAUAGCAUUUUUACACAAACAACGUCAUGUGACCAAAAGCAAAACAGAUGCCGUUUGUUUUCAAGAGAAAAAGAUGCUUACUUUGGAGAGACGCAAGGCUUUGAGGAGUGAGAAGCUAGAGGGAGAUCCCUGCUGGGGUGGGGGGGGGAGAGGAUUAUUGGAGAGCUGGAACAAUCUGGGGCGGUUGUUUUUCUUUGGGGUGGUUGAGUUAGGCAAUGAGGAAGUGGGUGAGUGUGGUGGAGGUUCGGCUCUGGAGGCUGGGGCUUGAGACCGGUAAAGACUGCAAGUGAGGUGUGGAUGGGUUGGAGAAGAACCUGAAUUUGGAGCUGAUUUUGGGGUUCUGAAUGACAUCGAUAUUCUCUCAAUUCUACUGCUGCUGCUGAUGCUUCUCUGGUAACACUUUGUUUCUCUAUCUUCGGGGAUGUAUGUGCAGAAGGGUCUUUGUCCACCCACUCACGAUUUUUUCAGUCUGAAGCUCUCUCAGUUUGUUCUACUAAUGGGGGUUUGUUGCUUCUCUUUGGGGAUGGAUGUGCAGAAGGCUCUUCUCUACCCACUCACCAUUUUUUCAGUCUCAAGUUCUCUCAGUCUCUAUUCUGCUGAAGGGUUUCUAGAAAGGAACGGAAGAAUCGCCAUAUUAGAGAGGGACUCCAUUAUUCUUAGCCCUAGAGUGUAUGAAUUAUGGUGUACAAGUGACGUGCUCUAAUAUGGGCUCUUCGAUGCAUUGUGCUUACUAUGCUAAUCAGAAAGCUAUUGAGGCGUACCAAGUAUGGUUUAGAAGAGAUUGAAGAUCUUAUGUCUCAAAUUGGUUCUGAAUCAUCGUACAUCUCGAGUGAGAUAUCAUAUGACCAAAAGUAUAAAUCUUGGAAUCAUUCACCA